This is a messenger RNA of Ficedula albicollis (Collared flycatcher), 1770 nucleotides long. It is a transcript of the gene GTF2F2, whose product is annotated as general transcription factor IIF subunit 2. Gene Ontology annotation, biological process: transcription by RNA polymerase II; transcription initiation at RNA polymerase II promoter. Gene Ontology annotation, cellular component: transcription factor TFIIF complex. NCBI's taxonomy places the organism in Eukaryota, Metazoa, Chordata, Aves, Passeriformes, Muscicapidae. The record is from RefSeq and is a predicted model, not a curated record. Bases 1 to 921 code for a protein of 306 amino acids. The transcript has 9 exons.
AUGAUCCUUAUGGGUGCCUUCGAACCCGGGAUAUUCUGUGAUACUGGAACUCCCUGCGCCCCGCCGGGGCGGGGACUCGAACCCGCGCUCCCGAGGCAGCGAGGGCCCGCCCCGCCGUGCAGUGCGAGCGGAGGAGGUCUGUCCCUCAUCGGCCGCCGUCUGCCGGGUGCGCUCCGCUUCCGCGCUCGCCGCUUGUUCGUCCCCAAAUACUUGUCGCAACAGUGGAGUAAAGCUUCAGGAAGAGGUGAAGUGGGAAAACUAAGGAUUGUCAAAAAUCAAGGAAGAACAGAAGUGUCAUUUACUUUGAAUGAAGAGCUUGCAAGCAUCAAUGAUAUUGGAGGAAAGCCUGCUUCAGUCAGUGCACCAAGGGAACAUCCAUUUCUUCUGCAAAGUGUGGGAGGACAGACCUUAACAGUGUUCACAGAAACUUCAGUAGAAAACCAAUCAGAAGAAAAAUCAGAAAGUGGCAGUGCUGAUAAACUUGCCUUGGAAGGAAUAGUGGUGCAACGUGCUGAAUGCAGACCUGCAGCUAGUGAAAAUUAUAUGAAGCUGAAAAGAUUACAGAUAGAAGAAUCUUCUAAACCUGUAAGGUUAUCACAGCAGCUGGACAAAGCUGUAACCACGAACUAUAAACCAGUGGCUAAUCAUCAGUAUAAUAUUGAAUAUGAGAAGAAGAAGAAAGAAGAUGGAAAACGAGCUCGAGCUGAUAAACAACAAGUGCUGGACAUGCUUUUUUCAGCCUUUGAGAAGCAUCAGUAUUACAACAUUAAAGACCUGGUGGACAUAACCAAACAGCCAGUGAUAUACUUGAAAGAAAUUUUGAGAGAAAUAGGCAUCUACAAUGUGAAGGGGACCCACAAAAACACAUGGGAGCUGAAGCCAGAAUACAGACAUUACCAAGGAGAAGAAAAGAGUGAUUAACAAAAACAUUUAUGUUGUAAGAGUGAUUGCACUGAGGGAACUGUGGUGUCUACAGACAGGACUGAGCACAGUGCAAUUCUGCAAUGAUAAAGAUAAAUUAAAGCAGCUGAUACUUUGUAAUUUUCUGUAGUUUUUUUCCCCAAGGAAUAUUUCUUAUAUGUUUCUAUAUAUGCUUUGUCUUUUGACAGGAAAAGUUUAUAGAAUAAACUUGUAUUAGGUUUAACUUUAUUAGAAUCUUUUCAGUUUUCCUCUUAAUUUUUCUUGGUAGUUUUGUGGCUUUUCCAAGCCUUGAUAACUUUGAUGGAAAAUGUGUUUUAGAGGAACCCAUAACUUUGUGGGUUUGCAUUCCAGUGUAGCCAUGUUAAUACCCUCACUUCUGCUGGGAUCUGUCAGGGCUUUGUCUGGAAGCCUGAAAACGUGCACAACCCUUUGUGCAGUGUUUGUGUGGAAUGGACAUGAUGCUCCUCUUGGUAUCAGGCUUUAGGAAAAACAACCCCAACCAUGGUGCUCGUCACAAUCCUUAGACUCCCUGGGAACAAACCAAUGCAGUUAAAAACCCGUAAAGUCAGUGGGAAGAUGUCAGUCCCCUCCAUGUGAUUACUGAGAAAAAAAUGAAAUGCCUGUUAGGCACAGCAAGGAAUAGUUUUAUCUUUGGUUUGGUCUUUAUGCUGAUACCUAUGUUCUGUUUAAGCAUAUCAAUAAAAGCGUUAUUUUAAUUUGUACCUCACAAUGUUCUACAUUAUUGACUGAACACAUUGUGAUUUAGGUGGCAUAAGGCUGAAGUGUUUUUUCAAAGCAUGUUUUUAUUGCUGGCUUUGCCACUGGGUUCCUCUGUGGUUUGGGAAAGAU